This is a messenger RNA of Tripterygium wilfordii, 2343 nucleotides long. RefSeq names its product protein ALP1-like. Bases 258 to 1616 code for a protein of 452 amino acids. The record is from RefSeq and is a predicted model, not a curated record. The transcript has a single exon. Lineage: Eukaryota; Viridiplantae; Streptophyta; Magnoliopsida; Celastrales; Celastraceae.
GGUAACGAGGAAAACAACUCAAACGGGCUUCUUUUUGGCUGGGCUUGGGCUUCUUGGGCUUUUUAGGAAAAACUAGGCCCAGGAGCCUGUCAACAUUGUUCAGUCACCAACUCAACCCAAACUGUGUUCUGUACUGUGAACCUUUCAGAGAAUUUUUCUCUGCAAUUCUCGAUUGUUGUUUUCCUUCGUCCACCGGCGAAGUCAAUCUCAGGUGAGUGAAGAGAGAUUUCGUGGAAGACGUAUUGACAGAAGCGAAGAUGGAAGAAUCUUUCUUGCUGAUGCUAUCGAACCUCCUCCACCUUCACAACUCGCUCGACCCGACCACCUCCCUCAUCUCCACGACCUCCACCGCCGCCAUCACCACAGGCACCUCCUCCCCUCUCCAAUCCCCUUCUUCUCCAACCUCUCUCCUCUCCUCCUCCUCUCCAGCUCCACUCCUCUUCCUCACCCUCGCCGCACUCCUCUCCUUCCUCGCCUCCUCCAAAACCCCCAAAUCGAAAUCCCCUUCACCCCCCCAAUCUCCUGAUAACUCCGGCACUCCUUACUCCGUCUCCGCAUUUCGUGCUCUCUCCACCGAUCACAUCUGGUCCCUCGAUCCCCCUCUUCGCGACGCCCAAUGGAGAUCCCUGUAUGGACUCUCUUACCCUGUCUUCACUACCGUUGUUGACAAGCUCAAGCCCUUCAUUGCCGCCUCCAAUCUCUCCCUCCCUUCCGAUUACGCCGUCGCGAUGGUACUCUCACGGCUUGCCCAUGGUUACUCCGCCAAAACCCUAGCUUCUCGAUACUCUCUGGAGCCCUAUUUGAUAUCCAAGAUCACGAACAUGGUCACUCGCUUAUUGGCCACCAAGUUGUAUGCUGAGUUCGUCAAGAUUCCUGUGAGUCGUAGUCGUUUGAUUGAAACGACGCAAGCAUUUGAAGAGCUCACUUCGCUGCCUAACAUCUGUGGUGCCAUUGAUGGGAGCCCCGUCAAGAUCCAUAAUUUAAGGCAAUCUUCCGAUCAAAUGAAUAAUUCGUAUAGGUGCAAAUAUGGGUAUAAUUCGGUUUUGCUGCAGGUUGUGGCUGAUCAUAAGAAGAUAUUCUGGGAUGUGUGCGUGAAGGCACCGGGUGGAACCAGCGAUGCUGCGCAUUUGAGGGAUAGUUUGUUGUAUAAUAGGCUGAUUUCAGGUGAUGUUGUGUGGGAUAAGGUGAUUAAUGUGAGGGGACACCAUGUGAGGCCGUAUAUAGUUGGGGAUUGGUGUUACCCUUUGUUGUCAUUCUUGAUGACGCCCUUUUCGCCCAACGGGAUGGGGACACCAGCACAGAACUUGUUUGAUGGGAUGUUGAUGAAAGGGCGGUCUGUAGUGGUGGACGCGAUUGGGUUGUUGAAGAGGAGGUGGAAGAUUUUGCAGGAUUUGAAUGUGGAUCUUAAUCAUGCACCACAGACUAUUGUUGCUUGCUGUGUGUUGCAUAACUUGUGCCAGAUUGCCAAGGAGCCAGAGCCGGAGCCCUCGAAGGAGCCCGAUGAGGGUGGACCUAUUCCAAGGGUUAUGGAGACUGAGAAGUCGUUUCAUUAUUACGGGGAAAGUUUGAGGCAGGCUUUGGCUGAUGAUCUGCACCAAAGGCUUUCAUCGAGAUAGGAGCUUCUAGCUUUGGGCUUUGUUGGCCUCGCAACUGUAAGGAGGGCCAGAGGAUAUCUGAGUUUCUUGUACAUCGUCAAUUCAUCUCUCUUUGAUUUAGUAAAGUUGUUAUGCAGCAGCAAAUGUACUCUAUUGUUUCCGGAGGAACCUGAAGCAGUGAUUUGACCAGUUGACAACUUGACAUUGUAGUUGAUAGGCAAGCCAGCUUAGGAAUGAAAUCAGGAACAGGUAUGACUUUGAGAAAAUGGCAUCGUCCAAUUUUCAUAGCUCUUGGGCAUUGUUCAUCUCAUCUGACAUCUCUGCCAUGUAGAAGUGACUGAUGGUCUUAUAUGAUAAAAAGGUUUACUCUGAACUUGCAGUAAGAUGAUUUCAUGAAACUGACCAGCAAAGGGAAGGAAAAUCAGGUGAACUUCUUGCAUUUCUUGUAAUAAAAAUCAGGUGCCGACUGGACUGUGAACAUUAGUUGAACUUGCUGUUUGAGUUUAGUAUUUAAGAGGACUGGAAGGUUGGGGGGUUUGUUGUUAUGGUGAGGAGCAUAGGGAGCAUUACCUUGUAAAAUACAGUUUUUGGCAUGCACUCCAUUGUUGUAUGAUAUAACCUUCUUCUCCUAAUUGCUACUUUUCUCUUCCAACAUUGCUGUUGCUUUUUGUUGCCAUCACCAUUUUGAAUAAACUCUCUGCUGAUGAAAAUACACUAAGAUGACUGAAUUGUCACUGAUGAUUCUAGA